Molecule: messenger RNA, 877 nt
Organism: Paramecium primaurelia
Lineage: Eukaryota; Ciliophora; Oligohymenophorea; Peniculida; Parameciidae
Source: the annotation of a GenBank genome assembly
AUGAGCAAACCAUCUCAUAGUCCAAAUGACUUAAUUGAAUUCGAAAAUCACAAUCGAAAUUCUUCUUUUGGAAAGAGUAUAAUCAUAAUUUGAAUAUAGAAUUAUUGUCUACAGUUCCAAAUGUACCUGCUUUUGGUUUUGGAACUUCUACUAGAUAUUAAGCAUCAUAAGUAUAUAGAGAAAAUAGAUUAAUGGAAAAAGGUAAACAUAGUCCAGGUCCAAUCUAUAAUCCUAUAAAAAACUUCUCUUAAUAAGCUGCAAGAGCUCCAAGUGCAAGAAUGGGUACAUCUAAUAGAUAGAGCUUAAACACAAACCAUUAUGAUUAUUAUAAAAGAAAAGAUGUUGAUGUAUUUUAAUUAAUAAUUAUAGUUUGAACCUUAAAAAGCUGAGCAUCUUAGAAAAUGGUCUGCAGGAACAGUUAGAUUUGGAUAAGAAUAAAGAUUGUUGUAGAAAGAACUUACAAAGACUCCAGGUCCUAUUUAUGAUUUAACUGAAAGAACUCAAGGUCCAAAAUAUACUAUGGGUAAUAGAAGAGCUCAUUCUGUUUCUCUUUCAACUCCAAAUAAAAUUGGACCUGGAUCUUAUAAACCAAAAAAAGAUUUCUCAACAGAAUUGCCAGAACCACCAAAAUAUUCAUUUACUAAAGCUCCAAAAAUACCUCAAUAAAAGAAUAUUGAUAAAAAUUAGACUUAUUAUGUGCAGUAUAAAUGUAUUCUAUGAUUUUAGAGAGAGUGUAGGAUCUCAAGUAGUAUCUACAAAACCAAAUAAACCAGCUUUCAGUUUUGGCAAAGGAAUGAGAGAAGCUAAAUUAGCUAUGUACAAAAAUGAUUUUGUAAAGAUUGGGGUUAGUUUAAAGAUUCCACAUCCAAAAUUUUGA